UGUUGAAGCACUGGAGAAGAUCUGGAAACAGCAUGUACACACCCCUUCCCCAGAGUGGCUCUCCAUUCCCGGGCUUGGUGCGCUCUCCUGGCCUGCACAUCUGGCGGGUGGAGAAGCUGAAGCCAGUGCCAGUAGCUCGCGAGAACCAGGGCAUCUUCUUCUCCGGGGACUCCUACCUUGUUCUGUACAAUGGCCUGGAAGAGUUCUCCCACCUGCACAUGUGGAUAGGCCAGCAGUCAUCCCGAGAUGAGCAGGGGGCCUGUGCUAUGCUCGCUGUGCAACUCAACACCCUGCUUGGGGAUCGGCCUGUGCAGCAUCGAGAGGUGCAGGGCAAUGAGUCCGACCUCUUCAUGAGCUACUUCCCACAUGGCGUCAAGUACCAGGAGGGCGGAGUGGAGUCGGCAUUUCACAAGACCUCCCCAGGGACCACCCCAGCUCCCAUCAAGAAACUCUACCAGGUGAAGGGGAAGAAGAACAUCCGUGCCACAGAGCAGGCGCUGAGCUGGGACAGUUUCAACACUGGGGACUGCUUCAUCCUGGACCUGGGCCAGAACAUCUUCACCUGGUGUGGUGCAAAGUCCAAUAUCCUGGAGCGCAACAAGGCGCGGGACCUGGCCCUGGCCAUCCGGGACAGUGAGCGACAGGGCAAGGCCCGGGUGGAGAUUGUCACCGAUGGGGAGGAGCCUGCUGAGAUGAUCCAGGUCCUGGGCCCUAAGCCUGUUCUGAAGGAGGGCAACCCUGAAGAAGACCUCAUGGCUGAUCAGGUGAAUUCCCGCACUGCAGCUCUGUACAAGGUCUCUAAUGCCACUGGGCAGAUGAACCUGACCAAGGUGGCUGAUUCCAGCCCCUUUGCCCUGGAGUUGCUGGUAUCUGAUGACUGCUUCGUGCUGGACAACGGGCUCUGUGGCAAGAUCUACAUCUGGAAGGGGCAAAAAGCUAACGAGAAGGAGCGGCAGGCAGCCCUCCAAGUGGCUGAGGACUUCAUCUCACGCAUGCGGUACCCCCCAAACACUCAGGUGGAGAUUCUGUCCCAGGGUCAUGAGAGCCCCAUCUUCAAGCAAUUCUUCAAGAGCUGGCAAUGAAGACAUGGGCGAGGCGGAGGAAAGUGGCAGCAUAGAAGCGGUUCACCACGGGGAUCACCUUUUGCUGACGAUUACACUCCCUGCAGGACAGGGAGACGAUCUGCUCAGCACUGAACAGAAGCCAACCUGGGGGCUGUCUGCCCUCUUUCCCCAGGGGAGCCACUCCCCAGGCAGCCUUCACAUCAGAGGUCAGGGUUAGGAGGAGAGAUAGGCCAGGAGACUAGCCCACAGGGACUUUGUCAAGCAGUGUCCCCCAGCAGCCAGCAGGUAAGGAAGAGAGCCAGGGACAAUGAGAAUGAGGCAGCAGUGGGAGGGGACCAGGCACAGCUGGUCCCUGUCAGCCGCUGGGGUGGGAAGCAGUGGGGGACUCACCUGGAGAGACACUCCUCCCUUAAGGCCUGGAUUGCAAUGCGGGUAAUGUUCACAGACAUCAAACAGAAGGGGAAUUGCUGGAACGAAGGGGAUCCCAGGUUAGUGGCAACCCACGCUCUUGCCUUCUGUUUCCUGUCAUGACCUAGCGUGGCCCUCUGGUAGGAACAGCAAUCAUAACCCAGAGGCAGCAGCUAAUAUUGAUGCUUACACUUAAUUUUCACAAUAAUUUUCCAUCCACCUUACAGAUGAGGAGACAGGCUCAGUGGGCUUCAAUAAAUUUCCUAAGGUAUUAGAACCAGGAUUCUAACUAAGGUUAAUUCACUGUAAAGCUGGUCUGCAUAGUCCAUGAUAGUUCUCCAGCCUCUUCAACAUAUCGACCCAUUAGCUCUCCUUGGCCAUCUCCAGACACCCUCGUGGGCCACCUGUGGACCUCAUCACCCUCUGGGAUUAAGAUGAACACGAGGGUGAGGCUCAGUUAUCUAAUUCUAUAUAGGUUCUUAAAAUGUCUCCUCUAGGCAUCUGGGUAUUUGCUCAUAAACACUUCAUCCAACGCAGACAGAGAAGGUACAAGCAGGUAUAAAGCGUUGACUUACUGGCACACCCCAUCUAUCAGAAACACACAGACCUGAGAACUUGCUGUGUAUGUCAAACUCCUGAGAGGAGGCAGCAUGGGGUCCAAAGGUGCUUCACUAGGACGGGCCUCAGAAUCCCCUGUGGGCUCUGCUUUAAUGCUUUAUUUUGGGAAGGACAAGUUCCUUCCUAUUCUUUACUAACAAAAAGCCAAGCAAACGAAAAGGGGCUUUUCCCAGGGAAUUUGCAAAUAUUACAUGGUAGUUUCCGAUGUUGCACAUACACGAGGAUAUCCAUUCAGAGGCGCACACAGAUCAGUGCAUUCCUUAGUUUAGAACAAGAACCAAAGUAUCCCAUCUGCCUCCUCUGAGAAGAAAAUCCAUUACAUUCUGAUGUACAAUUGUGCUGUAUGGUAGCAUGGUAGCUAUUAGCCACAUGGAACGAUUUACUUUUAAAUUAAUUAAAAGUUGAGUAAAAUUAAAAACUCAGUCCUACUAGCCAUACGGGCCACAUGUGCUUAGCAGCUAUGAUAUUGGACAGUGCAGAUAGAGAAUAUUUUGUUAUCGCGGAAAAGUUCUAUUUGACAGCACUGAAUUGCACAGAGCCUUUUGGUUCCACAAAGAUUUUUCUCAGGGUCUUUUUUAACACCUGGAUUCCAGAUCUUGGCCUGGCCACCUGCUGUGUGUCCUUAGGAAGGCCACCCCGACUCUAUGAGACUCAGCUUUCCAUCUCUCAAAAUCAAAAAGGAAGUAAAUUUUGAGGGCUGUGCAGAAAAGAGUCAACACAGCAGGCCUGAGACUGCUACUCUUGGAAGGUGCUGCUUAAAGGUUAGCCCAUGGCUAGUAUAUGGGAACCUGGAUGUUGAGAGGGUUCCCACCAAUCCCUUCAGAUGACUCACUGUGCCUAAACUGUUUGUGCAAACAAUAUGGUUUAUGCGGAACACCAGCUCCCCCUCUGUGAUUCUGGAAUUUUGGUAUGUGCUAGACCGACAGUGUCUGCAUGAUCAGUCCCUAGUAAAAACCUUGAGUACCGCAUCUCUAAUGAGUUCCCCUGGCUGGCAACCUUUCGUGUUGCACCCUUCAAUGCUGGAGGAGUUAAGUGAUCCUGUGUGACUCCCCUGGGAGAGGACUCACGGGGGCUUGCUCCUGGUCUCCUGUGGAUUCUUGUCCUUUUCCUGAUUUUGCUUUUAAUCAAUCAUAGCUGUGAGUAUGACUACAUCCUCCCAGUGAAUCACCGAACCUGGGGUUGGUCCUGCAGACCCCAGCACAAGUGCCAUGCUGGGUGGAGUGAAGUCACUCAUCUUUACAAAACUCUAUGAGAUAGGGUUUGUCAUCUAGAGUUUACAUUUUCUAUUAUCCCACAACCUGCUCCACAGAAUUGCUCUGAGGAGUAAUUUAGAUCACCUAUAGGAAAUACUAAGCACAACACCAGCCUCAGUAGCUGUUCACAAAUGUUCCUAGGUAUCAGCCUUGCCUCAAGAUGGGUAGCUGAGGUCAGCAGCAGUGUAUUUAUACCUUCAAGCACUGCCUACUUCAUUAUCAUAUUUACUUGUAUAAUAUUGCCCCUUCCUUUUUUUUUUCAGUCUAAAAAUAAAUAUGGGACCAAGAAUAUGGUAGCAACAUAAUUAACAGAGGGUCUAAACCUGGUGUUCAUUCAUUCUCAGGAAUAUUCUUGUAAAACCCACUUAUUAAAAAGCAGUGAAAAGCUGGAA
Molecule: messenger RNA, 3735 nt
Organism: Manis javanica (Malayan pangolin)
Lineage: Eukaryota; Metazoa; Chordata; Mammalia; Pholidota; Manidae
Gene: CAPG
Product: capping actin protein, gelsolin like
Biological process (GO): cell projection assembly; actin polymerization or depolymerization; barbed-end actin filament capping
Cellular component (GO): cytoplasm; actin cytoskeleton
Molecular function (GO): actin filament binding; phosphatidylinositol-4,5-bisphosphate binding
Source: RefSeq, a predicted model, not a curated record